This is a messenger RNA of Mucor mucedo, 1235 nucleotides long. RefSeq names its product thiazole biosynthetic enzyme, chloroplastic. Bases 23 to 961 code for a protein of 312 amino acids. The record is from RefSeq and is a predicted model, not a curated record. Lineage: Eukaryota; Fungi; Mucoromycota; Mucoromycetes; Mucorales; Mucoraceae. The transcript has 3 exons. Gene Ontology annotation, biological process: thiamine biosynthetic process.
AUCAUUUUUACCUCUUCAUAUUAUGUCUCUUACUGCUACUCUUACUUCUGCUGCUGCUGCUGCUGCUGGUCAUCGUCUUGGUGGUGAUGAAUUUAAGCCUGAACAAAACCUUUCUGACUUUGACGGUUACAAGUUUGCUCCUAUUCGUGAAUCUCAAGUAUCUCGCGAGAUGGUCACUCGUUAUAUGAAUGACAUGCUCUAUUAUGCUGAAUCUGAUGUUGUCAUUGUGGGUUGUGGCAGUGCUGGUCUUUCUUGUGCCUGGGAACUCUCCAAGGAUCCCUCCUUGAAAAUCGCCAUCAUUGAACAAAGUGUCUCUCCCGGUGGUGGUUGUUGGUUAGGUGGUCAACUCUUUUCUGCCAUGAUUGUUCGUAAACCUGCUGACAAGUUUUUAGAUGAACUCGAGAUCCCUUAUGAAGAAAAGGAAAACUACGUAGUUGUCAAGCACGCUGCCUUGUUCACUUCUACCAUCCUUUCCAAGCUUUUGAUGCGUCCCAACGUUAAACUCUUUAAUGCCACGGCUGUUGAAGAUUUAAUUGUCAAGAACGGUAAAGUUGCUGGUGUUGUUACCAACUGGACUUUGGUCACUCUCAAUCACAACACCCAAUCUUGUAUGGACCCCAACGUCAUUGAAGCCAAGGUCGUUGUUUCCGGUACUGGUCAUGAUGGACCUAUGGGUGCCAGUGGUGUCAAACGAUUGGAGUCUAUUGGCUUGAUCAAGGAAAACAAGGGAAUGCUCUCUCUUGAUAUGAAUGCUGCUGAAGAUGAUAUCGUCAGAUAUACGCGUGAGGUUGUUCCCGGCAUGGUUGUUACUGGUAUGGAGUUGGCUGAGCUCGAUGGUGCUCCCAGAAUGGGACCUACUUUUGGUGCCAUGUUAAUCUCUGGCCAAAAAGCUGCCUACGCUGCUCGUGCUUCUCUUGCUAGACAAGCUGCAGAAGAGGAGAAGGCUUCUGUUUCCAUCUAAAAAAGUGUUUCUGAUAUUUGGCGUCUUUUUUUUUCUUCUGUUAUUAUUUUUUUAUAUAGGUUUUGAAAGUUGGUUGUUGGAAUAGUUUCUUUUUAUUUCUGUACGACUGGCUCUAGGGGUGCUUGGUACAAUCUUUUUUAUUUUGUCCUUGCUGAGAUCAUACCCUUCGAACGUGAUUUUCUGCAUAAUAGCAGCGCACGGAAGUUAGCCCAUGUCAAAUUCUUUUUUCCCCUCUUUAAUAAAAAAAAACAAUUUUUGUUCUUUGUCUUAAAAA